UUUCACAAUUUUAUUAAAGAUAUAUUAAUUUAACGGUUUCAACAACGGAUGAACUUGGUCAACAAAAUUUCAUGCGUGGAACUGCUUUGUACCAAAUGCAAUGGCGUAAAAAUUAUUUGGAUGCGUUACGAACAUUCGUUCGUAUGUGAUAUUUUUCAUCUGGUCAAAUACCUUGAAUAGAAUAUUGACAGAUAACGUUUGUCCUGUAUUAUGGGAGCAACAUUUUUCUUAAAUUUGUUGACAAAAAUAUACGGAAAAUCAUCUUCCGUUCGUUUAAGUAUUGUUGAUUAUUGGUUAAAGUUAAAAAUUAAUAGCCAUUCUGUACGACUGCGAUAGUGAUUGGCAAAAAUGAAACUGAAUGAGCUCGUUUAUUGGUAUCAAAAGAAAAUUGGUACUUAUGAUAAACAGCAAUGGGAAAAAACUGUGGAACAACAUAUUCUUGGAGGAUUUACCCAUGUUCCAAUGAGAACUGCAAAACUGAAAACAGAAUUUAUUGAUGUAGAUCUUGUACGAGGCUCUUCUUUCCCAAAAGCAAAGCCAAAGCAUGGGUUGUCAACAGUAGCUUGCUUAGCACUUCAACGCUUAUUAUUGCUUCCUUUAUACAGAAAAUGGUGGAUACAACAAACUAGUUUACAAAUUUUUAUUUUAUUUCUAUUAUUAUAUAGCUUGCAGUUGAUCAAUAUGUGCAUAUAUUUCUGUAAUAUGUCUAAGGAUAAUGAAAGUGAUGUUGUAACAACAUCAGAAGUAUUAAUACCUGCUAUUAUGAUGUUGACAUUAUGUAUUGUUCAUUCUCAUAUUGUGUCAACUCAUUCAGGUCCAACAAUAGUUGAUGGACAAAGCAAACAAAGAGUAGUUAGGCGUUCGCGACACACUAGAUGUCGAAUGGGAAAAUCCAGGACAAGACAAAACUUACGUUUACACGAAGAUUCUAAAUCAUCUCAAGAUACAGCUUCUGAAAAAGCUAGUACAGUAAGUGGUGAAGUAUUAACAUCUGUAAGAUUUGCUAAAAAAGUUGUAAUUGAAAAUUCAUUGACUGUUAGUCGGUCGCAGGAAGUUGUGACUGCUCAAGUAUCCUGUGAUAAUGAGUCAAUCAAUGCUGUUGUGAACAAUCCUCUUCCUAUAAAUGAAGCUUCAGCUAGUCAUACUGAAUCAAAUGAUGUUCCAGAUCAAAAUAUGAAAAACGUACAUCAAGAUGAUGAUGGUUUUGAAAGCUUAAAUGGAAAUGUAUCAAGUGAUAAUGAUAAAAGUGCUGCACAAACUACAGUAGAGAAAUUUAAGCAAAAAAGAGAUGCAUUACUUAAAACUAAUGAAGACCACGUUCCUUGGUCGGAAGAUUCUACCAAUCAACCAGCUUUACUGCAACCGAAAUUUUCAGCACCUGAAUUAUUAAAGACAGAAAAUAAUUCUUCGAAUAGUGAGGCAGAAGCUUCUAAUAAAGUAUUACCUCUAAAGGAUAAAGAUCAUUGUGUCAUGGGAAUAGGAUCAAGAGAAGGCCGCCAACAAUGUGAAAGCGAAGAAGAAGGAGAGUGCGAGGAAACAGUUACGAAUCAUUUAACAGAAGCGACUACAUCUGCUACUGAAUGGAUGGGAGUAACUACCAACAGUGAUGAUUGUAGUUACAGUUCAGAACUUGAAGAAUCCGAUUUGCAUAAUGAGAGUAACAAAAAUUACGGAGAAUUUGGGGAGCAUCCAUUUUCUUGGGAAUUUGGAUUACCGCCCUCUAUAAUGCUUAGUUCGAAUUGUGCUGCAUACGACCGUGUUUCAUGUACUAUAUGGACACGUCGUGAUAUAAAGAAGGCUGAAUUAUCGGUACUGGAUAUUAGUUCAGCUAUUAUUGCUAGAGUAGAGUCAAUGCCUGAAAGUAUGAAUUAUUUUUAUGGAGGCCUAAUGCUUAGUGUAGUAUUAUCAUUAAUACCAUCUCUUAAACGACUAAGUGAUCUUGUUGGAAUGGAUAAUAAUAGUAAUGUAACUAGUUCCUUAAUACCAAAUGAUUUGACUUAUGUCAAUUUUGAGACGUAUAGCGAUAUUUUAUCAAAAAUUAUAGAUUUGGCAUUUGGGACAACUCUUUGGGAACGCAUGGUAGUGCUUAUAUCAGCAUUUCAGAGACUUAUAUUGUCGUCUUUAUUAUUUUUUUUAUUAGCAGUUGCUGAACGUACUUAUAAACAAAGACUCUUAUAUGCUAAAUUGUUUUCACAUUUAACAUCAUCAAGACGUGCAAGAAAAUCUGACUUACCACAUUUUCGACUAAAUAAAGUACGCAAUAUAAAGUUGUGGUUAAGUGUUAGAUCUUAUUUAAAGAGAAGAGGCCCGCAACGUUCCGUGGACGUAAUAGUAUCAGCAGUAUUUAUUGUUACCUUAUUAUUGUUGUCAUUCGUGAGCUUGGAAUUAAUUAAGGACCUUGAAAGUUUGCAUUCCCGAUAUAAUGUUGAAGCACUCUUUUGGAGCUUUUCUCUUGGAAUAUUUAUACUGCGUUUCAUGACGCUGGGUACGAAAAUUAAUAAGAAAUAUAGAAAUCUUUCUGUUUUAAUAACCGAACAGAUUAAUUUAUAUCUACAAAUUGAGCAAAAACCACAUAAAAAAGAGGAGCUUAUGGUAGCAAAUAAUGUACUCAAAUUAGCAGCAGAUUUGAUAAAGGAACUUGAGUGUCCGUUUAAAAUAUCUGGAUUAUCAGCUAAUCCCUAUUUAUACACAAUUACGAAAGUAGUAUUAUUAUCUGCCCUUUCAGGGGUGCUUUCAGAAUUACUUGGAUUUAAGCUCAAGUUGCAUAAGAUAAAAAUCAAAUAAAAAAUGGUGAUACUAUAU
This is a messenger RNA of Osmia bicornis bicornis, 2802 nucleotides long. RefSeq names its product protein phtf (gene phtf). NCBI's taxonomy places the organism in Eukaryota, Metazoa, Arthropoda, Insecta, Hymenoptera, Megachilidae. Gene Ontology annotation, cellular component: endoplasmic reticulum. The record is from RefSeq and is a predicted model, not a curated record. The transcript has 17 exons. Bases 349 to 2784 code for a protein of 811 amino acids.